This is a messenger RNA of Candidula unifasciata, 377 nucleotides long. NCBI's taxonomy places the organism in Eukaryota, Metazoa, Mollusca, Gastropoda, Stylommatophora, Geomitridae. The record is from the annotation of a GenBank genome assembly.
CGCAACCAGGCAACACGCUAAAAUGCUACGAAUGCAUGGAAUCAUUUACCGAUGUCGACGUCUGGGUGCCUCUGGACUGUCAAGUCAAUGCCACAGCCGUCCCUGUCAGGGUGUGCAACGACCAGCAGCCAUUUUGUUAUGUGUCUACCGCCACAGUUAAAGGAAUAGUGACUGAGAUUACCAGGGACUGCAUCGAUGAAUGCUAUUACGGCUGUGUGGCUUCGGAGUUUGGAAUCACCGUGAUUACGUGUACAUCGUGCUGCGACGAAGAUUUCUGCAAUACCGGAAAUGCUGCUACAAACAAAGAUAUCAAGUGGACACAUUUGUGGAGUGUGGCUGUCUUGUCGUUUCUUGCACAAAUUUAUGAUUUGAUUUAA